This is a messenger RNA of Mycosarcoma maydis (corn smut), 1515 nucleotides long. RefSeq lists its product as uncharacterized. The transcript has a single exon. Bases 1 to 1515 code for a protein of 504 amino acids. The record is from RefSeq and is a predicted model, not a curated record. Lineage: Eukaryota; Fungi; Basidiomycota; Ustilaginomycetes; Ustilaginales.
AUGCCGGUGGCAAUCAGGUCCCCCUUUGCGCCGCUGACCGCCGCCCUAUCAAGCUACAUUGCAUCGCACAAAGCACGCGCUGAAGCGCAGAGAUCCGCCAAUGGCACCACUUCGGGUCCUACAGGUGCUGAGGUCGACGCACACGUUGCAAGCACACUGAACCGCAAGCACGGUGCUCGAGUCCUUGCCGAACUUCCCUUGGAUGGUGCUGGUGCAGCUCAGGUUGACUAUCAGGGUCGAACGCUCGGCCUGGAGGAUCCAAACGACCCAGCACUGCGACCCGAUCCCACCACCGCUGUCCGUGCCAACGCUCAACCUAAAAUUGUCCCUGUCACCACUGUCACUGAUCCCGACCUGAUCGCCAAAGUCACUGAAGCUACGAACGCCAAACAGACUUCGAUUCCACUAUUCCCGACGCCCACAGAGACGGUUGAAGGCGACGUGGAUGUCAACCAGUACGGAUUCAUCGAUCCGCGUGUUUACGGAGGUACAUCGUUCGAUUUAGUCGGUGAUGGUCUGCACGAACCACUCAACGUCAUCGUCUCGUCGCUCUCGUCGCCUGCGGUUCUCACGCGCAAAGGACUGCAGUCCUACUGUCGAUCACUCGACUUUGAUCGCGAAUGCCUCGGUCUCCACGCCGGAGGCUACCAAAAGGCAUACAUCGACGCGCGCGGUUGGCGAGACCAAGAAUUCAUCUAUCGCCAAGUGUAUACCCCGCUAGAUCACGUGUUCGGAACAUGCCUUGAAUCGCUCGUCGGCGGAAAUCAUUUCCGCGCUUGGCAGCAGCAGGCAUCCGGGGCAUGGUUCUUGGCGACGAGCAAAGAGCAGACAGCUAGCAAGAACCACAUGAUCGUUCCAGACGGAUACAAUCUCGGCCGCAACGAAUUGGUCAAGCAGGCUUUGGGAAAGACCAAAGAUGGAAAGACGAGCUUUAUGCUAACAAAGUAUAGGACAGACGUGCAAUUUGUCGCUGGACUCAUGCCGCAGGGUGUACAAGGCGUGAAUCAUGAUAUUGCCGUAGAUGGCCUGACGGCCGUGUUGACGGUUACGGUGUUGCCCGAGACCGGAUGGUUUCGCAAGGCGGACACGAGCGAGAGAGGACAGCGGAACCAAAACCAGGUAGGCAUGGGCAUGAGUGCUGCAGCCGCAUCAGAGCACGAGCUGACCAUCGAGCAUGGGGCAGAGCAGGAGACACGAAAGCAGGAAGAGCACCAGGUAAAGCCUCGACCGCGUCGCGUGUCGCUCGCAAAACGGUUCAGCCUGUCUCGUGAUGUCGAUCGUCAUCAAAGCGUUAACCAGCAGGCCUCGACGCCGUACGUCUGGCAGAAACUGAGGAGAAUGUCAGCCCCCAAGCUCCCCAAUUCCAGCAUCCACCCUUCUGCCCUUGCAAGUGUCGAAGCUACCGAUGCUGCCGCUACUACCCAGGGACAAGGAACCACCGCUACUGCCGCCACAGAAUCCACCCAGCCUCAACCGGGUGGACACGUCACUGCCGCCCCGCCCAGCAACGCUUGA